Molecule: messenger RNA, 648 nt
Organism: Durusdinium trenchii
Lineage: Eukaryota; Dinophyceae; Suessiales; Symbiodiniaceae
Source: the annotation of a GenBank genome assembly
AUGAAAGAUCCAAUUAUUGAAGUGAGCGCUCGCUAUGGCGAAGAUGGCUAUUGCGUUUUCGGUUCCUUUUCCGACGAUUUGAGAACGUGCGCUAUUAGCCGUAGCGCGAAGAAUCCCAGCUAUUAUGCAUCGGCGUUUCAGCCUAUCUAUGCCGACGUCCUGAAUCAUUCAGGGGCAACACCAGUUACCCUGAACUUUUAUGAUGGGCGGACUUUGCUGAUCCGCGAUCACUCCUCUCCCCAUGAUGAUUUAUAUUGCUACACAAUGGGUUGGUACGACCUACCAUGGGAAACACGUUUUGCGGUGGUCAAGAACCUCACCUUUUUAGAAGAGUUUUCUGAAGAGACCUGCGAGAAAUUGUCCAAGACUAUUCCGAAUUACCUGAAUAUUGCUAUGUUUGACUUGCGAAACGAGACAGCAGUGAUUGAUGCGUUUCUCGUCAAUUUGGAGAUGGAUGGAGGCGGAAAAGUCCCUGAAUGGGUCGUGGGAAACAUGUAUCUUCACGCGGCUGCCAAAUGUCUCCUAGGAGGGAACCGUGGAGCAUUGUGUGAUAUUGCCAACUGUGCACAACGUGGCUGCUUUGGUGAGGACAAAACUACGCUUCUCUACACGGUGCGAGGUGAAUGCCCGUCGCCGCUGUCUGGAUAA